This is a messenger RNA of Pelagomonas calceolata, 817 nucleotides long. The record is from the annotation of a GenBank genome assembly. NCBI's taxonomy places the organism in Eukaryota, Pelagophyceae, Pelagomonadales, Pelagomonadaceae.
AUGGUACUGCGUGUCGACAAGGAGAAGGGGUAUAUUGAUCUCAGUAAGCGGCGCGUCUCUGCUGAAGAUGUAGCGAAAUGCGAAGAGCGUUACAACAAAGCCAAGGCGGUACAUCGUGUGAUGCGGCAUGUAGCAGAUAGACAAGGGAAAAGAUUAGAAGAGUUGUAUGAGAUGGUCGGCUGGCCAUUGUAUCGAAAAUAUGGCCAUGCAUAUGAUGCAUUGAAACUCUGUCUAUCGGGCGAUGAUGACGAUGUCCUUCAAGUUUGCCCAAACAUUGAGAGCGCCACUAAAAACUGCCUGUUGGACUUCGUUAAGAAAAAACUCUCCCCACAGCCUAUCAAGGUCCGAGCAGAUCUUGAGGUCACUUGCUUCUCAUACAGUGGUAUCAAUGCAAUCCGUGAAGCACUUAUCCACGGCCAACGUGAGUGUGUAGAUGUGUGUCCAAUCCAGAUCAGGCUAAUUGCCCCUCCAAUGUAUGUCUUGACCACCAUGACUUUGGAUAAAGAGCUUGGUAUUCAGACCUUAACAUUAGCUAUUUCUGCCAUAACUGAAAAAAUCCUUGAAAGAGGUGGAAAAAUUGAUAUCAAAAUGUCCCCAAAGGUCGUGUCAGCGCGCGAAGAAACCGAGCUUCAAAUCAUGAUGGACCGUCUGGCCCAAGAAAACGCGGAGCAGGACGGUGAUGAAGAUGAAGAUGCGGAUUGUCGGUGACCACUAUUCAAAUUUCAUCAGUAUCUGAAUGCUAGAAAUCGAUUCUAUCACCAGUCAUGGUGUGCAAAAUGGCAUCAACUUCCAGUGGUGCGAUCUCCACUCGUCGUAG